UUGUCUUGGUGAAACAGCUGAUAUAAUGCUACUUCAACCUCCUGGACAGUACCUUUGCUUUGUCAGUCUGAUGGUAACGUGUUUGUCGGUAUACAUCAACGCUCAAAACAGGGUACCUAUUGAUCUACUACCCCACUGCGAUGGGCAACAUGACGCGUUGGAAGACUUGUUCACCAUCGUUCCAGGACUUUCCGCCUUAAAAAGAGCUUCUACAUCUCAUCCGUACGAAGGAAGGCUGCUUCGGAGAUUUUCCGGUCCUUUCUCUGACAACAUUCCCCUGCCUUGGACAUGUAGCAUGACACCAAUAUGGCGGGAUCUUGGCGAAGAUUACUACCCGCGCUUUGUUCGAGAUGGCACGUGCAAUAACAGAACAUGCUGGUACAGACAUUACGAGUGUCAGCCAGUCUUAUAUACGUUAAGUGUUUUAGAGAGACAGAAUAGCGAAUGCUUUGACCAGUCCCUGCCCAGAACACUGUCAACGGCAUGGAGACAGCGAGCAGUAACAAUAACCAGCAGCUGUAUGUGUCACAGGGUGUGAUUUGCAACAAACAUUUGGUUAG
This is a messenger RNA of Mizuhopecten yessoensis (Yesso scallop), 560 nucleotides long. RefSeq lists its product as uncharacterized. The transcript is spliced from 2 exons. The record is from RefSeq and is a predicted model, not a curated record. NCBI's taxonomy places the organism in Eukaryota, Metazoa, Mollusca, Bivalvia, Pectinida, Pectinidae. The coding region runs from base 26 to 538 and encodes 170 amino acids.